Messenger RNA from Ceutorhynchus assimilis (cabbage seed weevil), 402 nucleotides. NCBI's taxonomy places the organism in Eukaryota, Metazoa, Arthropoda, Insecta, Coleoptera, Curculionidae. The record is from the annotation of a GenBank genome assembly.
AUGGUAAAUGACGCAAAAUCUGGCAAAACAAUGGCUUUCCUUCCAAUCUUAUUGUCAUUUAUAAUGGAACAAAAAGAUAGGUAUAGCAAAUUAUUAAAACUAAGAGGGGGACCUUUCGUGGUUAUAUUAUGCAGAACUUCCAAAAGAUGUGAGGAAAUUCAAGAUUUAAUAAACCCGAUUCUUCACAAAUACAAUACAAAAUGUACCUCAGUUACUAAACCUGGAUACAUCAACAUGAGCAAACUUGAAAUUCUUAUAACAAUGCCCACAGCAUUGUUACAUAUGAUCUCCGUUAAAGCAACAGACUAUAAACGAGUUUGUCAUUUCGUACUUGAAGAUGCUGACAUAAUCCUCAAAUCACAUAACAAGCUGAUUGAAAAAUUUCUAAAUUUGACUGAUUAA